UUAUCCUUGUGCUUCUCAGUUCUGCGCUUUCUCCAGAAAAUGCGGAAGUGAAACAAUUUCAUUUGAUGCCAUUUCGGAGGACAGGAGUGGACGAGAAUAAUUGAUCGUUUACAAUAUAAUAAAAUAAUGGGAAAUUAAAUAGCUUAGCGGAAUAUAUCUCUCAAUCAAAACAUAACGGCAGCCGAGUUGAGAUGGAGAGCCGUCGCACAGUAACACGAAGGUCGAGAAAUCAACGCAUCCGACUCAUCAAAUGCCAUCGCCACACGCUCGUUUGCCAACCUGUAGCCUAGGAGUGGUGGGCUCGAGGGCGGUCAGUGUUUGGUGUCAACAAACGAACACUUCCACAUCAUCGCGCUCGGAUUCUUCCACGGAGGCAGAGGGACUGACGGUGGGACGGACAUAGUCGCCCCCAUGCCCCGCUUCCCGGGGAGGACUGCGGACGUGGCCGCGAACCUGACUUCCCCCGUGCUGGGUCGGCCACUGUGCGCUAACGGGACGCCCUGGAUCCUCUACCUGUUUGAGGAAUGCGUGGAGAAUGUGUGGGAAUACUGGAGCGUAGUCAUCGGGCUGAUUUCAAUGUUCUGUUUCUUGCUGUCUACUCUGCCGCAAGUCUAUGAGGCUUAUCGCAAUGGUAAAGUGGAGGAGGCCAUGUCGUUUGGCUUUCUGCUCUUCCUCUUCAGUGGGGACCUCAGCAGUCUAAUAGGCUGCGUCCUGACCAGCCAGCUGCCCAUCCAGAUUGUGACAGUAGUGUUCUACAUCUUCACUGAUCUCCUGCUCAUCUCCCAGUUCCUCUACUACAAGAUAAAGAACAACUCACCUAAAAAGCGCCCCACGUUGAAGUGGUUGUGUUUCCUGUGGUGUGGGGCUUCCACUGUGGCCCUCCUGAUCCUCCCCAAGUUCAUCACUGACAACAACCCCUCUGCCAACACUCAGAGUGCCUCUAACAGCGUGGAGAUCUCUGGUUAUGCCUGUGGAUACCUGGCCUCCAUAUUCUACCUCUCCUCUCGUUUUCCACAGCUCUACAAAAAUUUUAAGCGGCAGUCCACAGAGGGCACGUCGUACAUGCUGUUUGCCCUGGCCAUGAUGGGCAACGGGACCUACGGGCUCAGUGUCAUUGUGGUUCUACCAGCUCUGGCCGGCUCCAAACAGACCUUCAUCCUCAAACAUCUGGCCUGGCUCAUCGGCAGCCUGGGAGUCCUCCUCCUAGACUUCUUUGUCACCGCCCAGUUCAUCAUCUAUAGGAAGAACCACUCCGCUAAAACCAGCAAGAAGAUGAACGUUCCUGAAGUAGAACCUCUGCUCUGUGAAGAGGAGGAACUGUCCACGUUCUAGAGUGAGAACAUUAUGGAAGUUCUAGAGUGAGAACAUUAUGGAAGUUCUAGAGUGAGAACAUUAUGGAAGUUCUAGAGUGAGAACAAUAAGAGAAUUCUAGAAAUCCUCUCCAUAAUCAAUCAAUCAAUCCUUUUUACAUCUGCUGAUGUCACAAAGUGCUGUACAGAAACCCAGCCUAAAACCCCAAACAACAAGCAAUGCAGAUGUAGAAGAACGGUUGCUUGGAAAAACUCCCUGUUGACUGGAGACCUGCACUAAUCUGACAGAUGUGAUGGUACACCAAUGUUCCCUCCUCUGAAAUACAGGUGAAUUACAGGCGUUUUAUAUUUGAGGAAUGUAAUCUCAGUAGAUCUAUUCUCUCUCUCUCUUUGUAAGGGGUGGGGGGGGGGGGGGGGUCAUGUGAUCUAUUCACUAUGCCGUUUCCUCGUACGCUACAGGCCUAUUGGCUGUGUCCGUGUCUCACAUUGCUCUGGUCUAGUUUGUCAACGGUUAGAGCUCUUGUGUUUUCCAGGAUAAGAUAUGCAAUGCACUUUGACCUGUUCACGCAGCGUUGUCGUCUAGGUAGACCGUAACGUAGGGGACCACACCAGUGGCUGUUCCUGUGUGGACCUUUAAAAAUGCCAUACGCUGGCACUAUUGGUGUGUCACAAAGUAGUGGGCUGCACCCACAGUCAUGUAUUUAGUUCUAGUUUACCCCUGGUUUUGUUCUAUGAGCAGAUUCCGUCGUAGUUGAAUCCCUAUAUAUAAGUUGUAGUUGGUAAAUUGCUUGGAGUGUUUACACAGUGUUUAGAUGGUGAAAAUGCAGUGGGUUAAGUCUGAUAUCCUGUGCCUUGCAUCUACAUUUAUAUUAAUAUGAAUGUGUUGCUGCAGUGGAGUGCUGAAGGCUGUUUGACGUGUUCAAGGCUGCUGCUUUUAAAAACCGACAGUUCUUUGGCUGAAAUCUAACCGUUUUAACUGAACAGCCUGUUUUCCUUAUCUCCUCUCCUUAUCUCCUCUGGCCCAGUUUAUUUUACUUUCAGUGUCCACAAAGGAAGGGAGGAAGGAGUUUUUUUUUUUACAGUAUUGAGUCACAGCCGUGAGCAUUGAGUUCACCCCUUAUUUUGGAGUUGUGUCCAGGGGUGUGUUCAUUAGGAACCAAAUGGAACAAAACGGGUUAAGGGGCCUACCUGAAUUUGUCCAAUAGAAACUCGUUUUCGUUGCAAAAUAUUUUUCGUUUAAGAGUAAAGCGUUUCGAAACGGAAACCGUUUACUCAAAAAUGGAAAAUGUUGUGUGACUAAUGAAUACACCCCAGUCUUCUAUGUAUGUAGUCACAUGUUCAGAAAGCGGUGGAUCAAGCUUUUGUGGGAAAUUUGACCGUUAUUUAUAAGUUGAUGUGUCAUAACUUGGUAACAUGGAGUCAUGAUGAGGGAAUAGAACUACGGGAGACCAACGAUUCGUUACGUUUUUGUACUGGUCACAUCACUGUUGUUAGUGUGUCAUGGAUGUGAUUGGUCGAUUGACAGCACAGAUUUUCUCUACCUCCGUCUUUCAGUGAGGGGGGGGUUUGUUUAUCUGGCCCGGGUUACUCCCCCGGUGGGAGGAGUUUGAGCUGGGUGAAAAGUGAUUCAUUUUGGAAUCGGGCUGCCUCCUGGGUGUGCCCCACUCUGGUCGACGGUGAAGGUGGCUCAAAACAAAAAUGACGUAAUUAAGCACACGUGUGGAACGAUGGCUGGGAUUCUGUUUUCACAUGCUAAAGUGAUUGCUUUUGAUGAUGUAUUUAUUUUAACUUUCUGCUUUCUCAAUAAAAACUAGUUUGACUAUUCACACAUUUUUAUUUGAUGGAAAAUGUGUGUAUGUUUUGUGACGCUGCACCGUGAUGCCGUGUUGACAUGACCGAGUGGCUCAGAUUACUGUUUGAUUUGAGAACGGCGCUCCUGCAUCCCCGCUAUUUCACCCGAUGACGUGAUGGGCCAUCGCCCGGGUUCCACCUGGGCCAGUGUAAUAGAAUUCCCUUAGCGUCAUAGGCGUCUUCUCUGGUGAAAAUGUAAAUAUGAAUCUAGUUAAGUGUUAUAUAUAUAUAUAUAUAUAUAUAUUAAAUAAAUAAGGAGUGCUUGUGGGUUUUUUUUAGGAGCGCAAACAUGAUGUGACUUAAGUAUUUAUUGGUAGAAAUAGUCUCGAGUUACAGCUGGGCUUUAAUAAGCACAGUUGUGAUUGGUGGACUUUCCAUGUGAAAAAUAAGGAGUAUUUCUACUUGUACCUGAUGAAAAAGCUCAAUGUGGUCUUUGGAAAGAUAGCUGUUUUCAAAAUGGCUGCCCAGCAAAUGAUUGUGGCCAUGGUCAUGAAGCGUCAGGAAAGCCAUGAACGAAGGGAAAUUAUGAUGCCACUUAUUUUCUCCGAUAAACCUGUAGAUAGUUGCAGAUUUUGUUGAUUUAUUUUAAAGGUAGAUUAUCGGUUGUUUUAGACAACCUUUUUUUUUCUCUUCUCUCCUUUCUCUUGAAAAAAAUAAGUUUCAUUCUGGUUUGCUCAAAGCCUGGCCUCUCUUCAAUGUGUUUUCUAUAGACAUUUUUUUUCAAAAUAAUAGAAUGGAAUAAUGAUUUAUUUACAGCCUCAAGAACAAGAGAAAUGUAUGAAAUUAUUUUUACUUGAAUAAUGACACACUGUAUUGCUCUUUUAAGAUACACAUGUAUUUAUAUUUAUACUUAAGAUAACAUGGUAUUGGAUUUUCCUUAUGCUUUGGCCUAUACGUUACUAUACGUUACUUGCAAUAUUUAUGUCAUUGACGAUAAUGUCCCAGUAUCUCAGCUUUUGUAGUUCAUUCCAAUAUGAUGCUUAUGUAACAAACAUCUCAAUAAAGACCGAAUUAUACCCAA
Messenger RNA from Oncorhynchus mykiss (rainbow trout), 4182 nucleotides. NCBI's taxonomy places the organism in Eukaryota, Metazoa, Chordata, Actinopteri, Salmoniformes, Salmonidae. The record is from RefSeq and is a predicted model, not a curated record.